UCUCAGCUGUUGACACAGCAUCGUAGGUUCCAAUCCUCACACGGCAGGUCAUCUUAAAUUUUAUUUAAUUCUUGGUUUCAUUUCACCUUUUCUCUCAUUGCCGUAGCCUUUUCUAAUUAUUCCCAACCAUACCUUCGUAGUGGUUUUGUGUUUUUUUUUUCAAAAAUAGGUACCUAAAACUGGAAAAUUAUAAUCUACGAUGGCCUUAAUGCAAUGCCGCAUCUUCAUUGCAAUCCUGGUGAUGUCAUUUGUUAGCCACAUAAACGGUAUUGAAAAACCGAAGAACCCGGAUAGUAAGGAAGCAGAAAAACUUCCACCGUGCCAGGCCUGUAAAACAGUGGUGAACAGCGUUCAACAUGGCAUGGCAAGGACCAAUAAAAGGCAUUUUGGUGGAGGUGAUACGGCUUGGGAGGAAGAGAAACUAGGUGAUUAUGCCCAAAGUGAAGUACGAUUAGUUGAAAUACAAGAGAAACUUUGUGCUGAAGUUCAAAGAGGUCAAAAUCAGUGCUACUCAUUAGCUGAGGAAUGGGAACAGCUAAUCGAAGAAUGGUGGUUUAAACAGAAAGAACUUGGAGAUCUUCAUUCUUGGCUUUGUAUUAAAAAAGUAGAAUAUUGUUGCCCCGAUAAUCAUUAUGGGCCGGAAUGCAAACCAUGUGAGGGCUUUCCGGACAAUGUGUGUAACAACAAUGGCCAAUGCAAGGGUUCUGGCACUAGGAAAGGAAAUGGUGAUUGCAGAUGCAAUGCUGGUUACAGUGGUCCAACUUGCAGCGAAUGUGCAGAAAAAUAUUAUGAAUCGUAUAGAGAUGAAAAGAAACUGCUUUGCUCCAAAUGCCACCCAGCUUGCAAAGGAAGUUGCUCAAAAGCUGGGCAUAAAGGAUGCAAUGAAUGUAAUAGUGGUUGGAUGAAGGAUGGAGAACGUGGUUGUGUGGAUAUAAAUGAAUGUACUUCUAAGGAUUCUUGUAAAACAAACCAGUUUUGUGUAAAUAACGAUGGAUCAUAUUCCUGUCUUGCUUGUGAUAAUUCUUGUGAGGGAUGUCAUGGUGAUGGGCCAGACAUGUGCAACAAAUGUGCAAGUGGAUAUGUGCUCAAAGAUGGUCUUUGUAUUGGUGUUCAGACAAGUUCAUCAGACUGGACUAGAUACCUAACGUAUCUUGGGCUUUGUAUAGCAACCUGCAUAAUUUUUCAAAAGAACACGCUCAUUGCAAGUGUUAUAGGUUUAUCGGUUGCUGUUUAUGUUGCAGUUUCUGAGUACAUGCUGAGUACUUUAACUAAUCAAAACCAGUUUUUUCAAAAUAGCAUAGAUUCAUUUUUAAAAAAUAUGAACUAAGACUAAUUUAUUGUCUUGCAUUCGAUUUGUAAAUGUCCAGUUAUAUAUGUUUCAGUGAAAGUAAGAAAAUGAUUGAUAACAGUUUUUCUGGAAUAAUUCCAUAUUUCCUACCCUGUGCCACAUUAUUUCAAGUGAAGAUGUUAAAUUUCUUUAAAACCUUAAGUUACCUUAAUUAUAAAGAGGGAUGCAAUAAUUAACACAUAGACACACAAAAAAAAAAAAAAAAAAA
Molecule: messenger RNA, 1556 nt
Organism: Cimex lectularius (bed bug)
Lineage: Eukaryota; Metazoa; Arthropoda; Insecta; Hemiptera; Cimicidae
Product: cysteine-rich with EGF-like domain protein 2
Exons: 8
Coding region: 200-1327 (375 amino acids)
Molecular function (GO): calcium ion binding
Source: RefSeq, a predicted model, not a curated record